Messenger RNA from Perkinsus marinus ATCC 50983, 738 nucleotides. RefSeq lists its product as hypothetical. Lineage: Eukaryota; Perkinsozoa; Perkinsida; Perkinsidae. The transcript has a single exon. The record is from RefSeq and is a predicted model, not a curated record. Bases 1 to 738 code for a protein of 245 amino acids.
AUGCCUUUCGCCUACGGCAUCUUUUUGCUUGCCAUUGUGACGCAAACCGCAGCGCAGAGACAACCUGAUACCCCUUUCCAGGUUACUGCUGACUAUCCAGAUGGUUGUUAUGGAGGUCCUGGUCCAGGGUAUGGGAGCGACAUUGGCGAUCUUCAACCGCCUUGCUGCAUUUACAACAUGAAGGGAUACACAAAGGAUGGGUUUCAUAGAGAAACUGCUGGUAUCAUACUAAAAACCAACAGGGAUGGAUUAUCUGGCACUAUGCAAAUGAACGUCACUUUGAUGUUUAACCUCUCCCUGCCCUAUCCCAAUUUUCUUGGUGUCGAAGUGGAGACGUAUGGAUUGGCUCACCUUAGUAUCGGUGAUGAAACCCGAAAGUUCUACUUGUCCAUAGGCGGCGGCAACGUGAAACGCUCCUAUGGCACUGGAAUGAUGGUCUACGCUCCGAUUAAUGAGGCUGGUUUUAUCCCUAACAAGGGGAGUGUUGUCCAUAUUUGGGGGUUAGAUUCUCUAAGAGGUACAGCUACCUCAACCGGGCUGUCGAUAGCUGCUUCCCACAGACCCGCCACCAAUGCAGAAGUUGUCAAUUUCUGGUCAACAACAGUCCUUCACAUGGAGAAGAGGAAAGAUGGUUGGGACUACAAGUUGGAAUACUUCUUUUAUGAUUUGACUCGUAAAAUCGGAGCUUACGACAAAUAUACUAUCCGCGGCUAUUUGCUGGACAAUGUUGUAGUGUGA